Messenger RNA from Myxocyprinus asiaticus (Chinese sucker), 925 nucleotides. RefSeq lists its product as uncharacterized. The transcript has 2 exons. NCBI's taxonomy places the organism in Eukaryota, Metazoa, Chordata, Actinopteri, Cypriniformes, Catostomidae. The record is from RefSeq and is a predicted model, not a curated record. Bases 272 to 925 code for a protein of 217 amino acids.
CUGCUCCAUGCCAUGUCACAGCAACGCCUCAGCCUGCUCCAUGCCACGUCACAGCCAUGCCUGAUCCUGCUCCAUGCUACGUCACAGCCACACCUGUGCCUGCUCCAUGCCACGUCACAGCCACGCCUAAGCCUGCUCCAUGCCACGUCACAGCCACACCUGAGCCUGCUCCAUGCCAUGUCACAGCCACGCCUGAGCCUGCUCCAUGCCACGUCACAGCCACACCUGAGCCUGCUCCAUGCCACGACAUAGCCACGCCUGAGUCUGCUCCAUGCCAUGCCACGUCACAGCCACGCCUCAGUGUGCUUCAUGCCAUGUCACAGCCAAGCUUCAGUCUGCUCCAUGCAAGGUCUCAGACUCAUCUCUGGCCAACGAACCAGCAUUGCAGGCCUCGUUCAUUCCAGUGACAUCUUUCAAUGGGCUGUUUGAGCUGGAAUUGGUUCCCGCCCUUGUGCCCACCCUUAAUUCUCCUGAUCAGGCAAGGGGAACUUUCGACCCUCCGACCCUGCUUAGACCCUCCGAGCCCUGGACUCCACCUUGGCCUGUCAGUCCCUCGACAUCAGCUCGGCUCUACGUUCCCUUGGCUCCACUGCGGUCCUUCAGCCUGUCAGCUUUACCAGGGUCCCUCAUCCCUCCAGCUCCUCCUUGGUCUGUCGGUCACCUGGCUCUGCCUUGGCUCUCCAAUCCCCUGGCUACGCCUUGUCUCUCCGAUCCUUCAGCUCCACCAGGGACCUUCAUCCCUACGGCUCCGCCUUGGUCCUCAGCCCCACCGGCUCCGCCUCAGUCUUCCGAUCCCCCAGCUCCACCUUGCUCCUCCGAGCCUCCGGCGCCACCUUGGUCCUCCCUGCCUCCGUCUCCACCCUGUCUUCAGUUUGUGCUCUGUGUUUGGUCCAUUUUACGCAGACGACGGAAAAAGCCACACUAA